AUGAAGACUCCCUCUGCCGCUGUUAUUGCAAUUCUUCUCUCGCCCUUCUUGGCUGCUGCUGUAGCAAUCCCGGAAUCUUCCGACAUAGCAGACAUUGAAGUUCGCUCCGCCGAUGUCGCCCAAGUCGACAAUGUUGAGAAGCGAGCCGACUGUUGGAUCAGAGCCAACUGGUACAACAACUGGCCGUCUGGUGGCUUCCGCCGCUAUGGUGUGCGCCUUGAUGCUGGCCCUGACAGCCGACGCAGGGAUCUUCUGAAUAUCUUCUGCGCUAUCCUCCAAGGCAAUAACAAGCAGAACAUCAAUAACAAAGCCUGCUACGCUGAACCUGAUGGUACAUUCAAAGCAGACAUUACUACCUUUGAGGGUUCGCAUGGACAUGACCUGUACCUCGAUUUCUUCCAGCAGAAUUUCAACGACUGGCGUGGUAGAACAAACUGCGAUGUGGAUAACCGCAACAUGUAA
This is a messenger RNA of Exserohilum turcica Et28A, 462 nucleotides long. RefSeq lists its product as uncharacterized. The transcript has 3 exons. Lineage: Eukaryota; Fungi; Ascomycota; Dothideomycetes; Pleosporales; Pleosporaceae. The record is from RefSeq and is a predicted model, not a curated record. The coding region runs from base 1 to 462 and encodes 153 amino acids.